AUGAUGGCCUGCCCCGGCGGCGCUACGCUCACCACAGAAUGCAUGACUGAAGCACAGUAUGACGAGCUGCUGGCAGCGGUGAGAGGCCACUUGGAAUCCCUUCCGGAGACAUGCACGGCAUCCAACUGCCCGCAGGCCGACUGGGCGGGCUGCGUCCUGCGCAUGGCCGGCCACGAUUUCAUGGACUUUGCCAAUGGCCAAGGAGGCUCCGACGCAUGCACCGAUAUGUCUGAUCCUGACAACGGUGGGCUGCCCGCCUGUCUCUCCUCCGGAGAGCAUGGAAUCUCGUUGGUGGAGGUCUACCAGAGCUACUGCGCCACCGUGUCCUUGGCCGACUUCCUGGUGAUCGCCGCAGAGGCAGUGAUGAUGUCGACACGGGCGCGGCAUCUCGCCCAGGCGUCGUCAGCGCCCCAACUCGACUUGAAGUCCUCCUUCCGCUUCGGCCGGACCACGGCGCUGAGCUGCGCCUUCGCCGAAGGGCGCCUGCCGAACCCCGAGCGCGGCUGCCACGCUGUGGAGGAGACCUUUGUUGACAACAUGGGCCUCGACUGGACGGAGGCUGCGGCCCUCAUGGCCGUCCACACACUGGGUCGUGCACAGGUGAGCAACUCAGGCUAUCAUGGCUGGUGGAGCGAUCCCGAGAACUCGCGGCGCUUCAACAACGACUAUUUCGUGUCCCUGCUGGCCAAGGGCUGGGUGCCGGAGCGGGCCAUUUCGGGCAAUGCCGCGAAGAAUCAGUGGGAGCGCAGCGACGUGGGCCGUGAUACGUCGUUUGAUGGCCACGAGAUGAUGUUGAACACCGACAUGUGCUUGGUUUACAGCGAACCUGGCCCGACCGGUGGUCCCGUCCUGGCUGAUGUGCACGAUUGUUGUGGCUGGCUCACCGCCCGAACAAUUGCUGGCGCUGUGGCGAGCAACGGGGGUGAGUAUUGCGGAGGACAGCCACCGGAACCACGCCAAGAGCGGCAACGGUGCUGCGGACCUCAGCAAGGUGACUGUGGUAUGCGGGACAACCCGCAAGGACCCGCCGCCCAGGCGGUGCUGAACUUUGCAGCCGAUGAGACCGCGUGGUUGCAGGCCUUCGUCCGUGCAUGGACGAAGGCAGUGGAAAACGGUCAGACGAACUUGAAGCGCCUUGGGGAUUGCUCCACGACAUCGACUUCCACCACUUCCUCUUCAGGCGGUCCAUCCAAUACUGCGACCACCUCCGCCGCAGCAGAUGUAUCCGACACUACGACGACCUCCACCGCACCAGAUGCAGUCACCACAGAGAGCACCAGCGGCGAGACACAUGUCCAGGAUAAGGUCAGCUCCUUUGGCUGCUUGGACCUAUGCAACUGCUGCACCAUAGCUGUCGCCGCAAGCACCCAUCGCGAGGACUGGUACUCUGCCAACAUGAGCCCGGCUACCGCUGGGCUUGCCACAUCGCUGUUUCGACGGCUUGGCCUGGCUCAGUCCGCCCCCGCAGACCUAUCGCUGAACAUCCUGGAGACCCAUUGCGGCGACGCCCUCGCAGCGAGCGAGCUGCUACCGCUGCCAUGCGUCGCGAGCUACACGGCAUGCGACUUCAGCGAAGGAAUGCUGUCCUGUGCGGAAAAGCGGCUGGGAGGACGAGGAAAGUGCGUGGUUGGCGACUCCACAGCACUUCCGUUCGAGAGCGCAUCGUUCGACCGCUAUGUCUCGAACCUCGGCUGCUGCUGCACCUCGGAUCUCACGGCGAAGCUGUCUGAAGCACGCCGCGUGCUGAAGCCAGGUGGCUUAGCAGCAAUGUCCAUGCGCAUCGCCGAGCAGGAGGGCGACACAUCCUUCGCGCUGACUGCCAGAACCUUGAAGCCGUUCGGAUACCCGCCGCAGCCCGACAGAGAAGGCCUCCGCAUUGGCCUCGAUCUGGAUCUGCUCCGAGCGCGGCUGCGCACCGCCGGCUUCGAGGAUGUCACAGCCUGGCGCAGCUGGGUGAGCGUUCCUUUGCAGACGCUGGAUGAUUUCAUGCAGUGGAAUCUCGGCCAGCCACCCGUCAGAAAGUUUCUGGAUGGGCUGAACGAGGAGCAGCGGGAGGAGGCCUUGGCGGCCCUUCGCGGAGCGGCAGCGAAGCCGCUGGCCGAGGGCGCAGUACAGAUUGGCGUGGCUGUGGUUUCCGGUCGCGCUGGAAGCGCCCCGUGA
This is a messenger RNA of Symbiodinium sp. CCMP2592, 2160 nucleotides long. Lineage: Eukaryota; Dinophyceae; Suessiales; Symbiodiniaceae. The record is from the annotation of a GenBank genome assembly.